Molecule: messenger RNA, 349 nt
Organism: Sabethes cyaneus
Lineage: Eukaryota; Metazoa; Arthropoda; Insecta; Diptera; Culicidae
Product: bolA-like protein 2
Exons: 3
Coding region: 74-331 (85 amino acids)
Biological process (GO): intracellular iron ion homeostasis
Cellular component (GO): cytosol; nucleus
Molecular function (GO): 2 iron, 2 sulfur cluster binding
Source: RefSeq, a predicted model, not a curated record
AAGCGCAUCCUAAAAACGUGACUAUUAACAAUACCAUUUUUCUCUUCGUGCUUACAUUGAAUCUAUUUCCGAAAUGUCUGGAUACACAGAGGAGUAUUUGAGGCAAAAGUUGACCGAGAAACUGCAAGCUACUCAUGUGGAAAUAACAGAUGAAUCUGAUGGUUGUGGAGGAAAAUUUAGUGCUGUUAUCGUGUCACCACAGUUUCAAGGAAAAGCGCUUCUCCAACGACACCGACUCGUAAACGCUGCCCUGGCUGAAGAACUGAAAACCAUUCACGCAUUCUCGCAGAAAACGUACACACCGGAACAGUGGGCUUCGGAAGGUCACUAACGUCCAACUACUUUCAAC